Molecule: messenger RNA, 2362 nt
Organism: Apis mellifera (honey bee)
Lineage: Eukaryota; Metazoa; Arthropoda; Insecta; Hymenoptera; Apidae
Product: zinc finger protein ZIC 4
Exons: 3
Coding region: 755-2224 (489 amino acids)
Biological process (GO): regulation of transcription by RNA polymerase II; central nervous system development
Cellular component (GO): nucleus
Molecular function (GO): RNA polymerase II cis-regulatory region sequence-specific DNA binding; DNA-binding transcription factor activity, RNA polymerase II-specific
Source: RefSeq, a predicted model, not a curated record
AAAGAGAGGAAGGGAUGGACGGGAGAAAGAGAGAGGGCACAGGUUCGUAAACGCCGAAAUCGGCCGAGUUGCUCCUCGGCGGGAGCCCAGUGCCGACCUCUCAGUCCCGCUGUGAACGCAGCAAGGAACGCUACGGAUCUUUCACCCUCGAUGCUCCAAGACGCGUUUUCCUCGUCUCCUUCGUGCGCAUCAUCGUCACGGGCGUCAUCGUCACAGUCGUGCUAGUCGUCUUUUCCAAACGUGCAUCGAGAAUCGUUUGGGUGUCCUAGUGGUCGAUGAAAAACGUGGCUCGAGCGCGGACAGACUGACGGUGUUGCGGUUCAACUCGAGUGUCGUGUCGUUUUCGAAAGCAACGCGACACAUCGGAGAAGAAUCAUUUCGAAAAUUUCGAAUUCUUCGCUUCACCGUUACUCGGAGUAAUUACCGCGGUUAGUAAUCUACUCUGAGUGAGAACGAAGGAAAGAACAACAAGAGAGAACAAGGGAGGAAACGAAAGAUACAGACGGAUGGACGUCGAGGGAAACGAGAGACGAAUUCGAACGAGUGCAGAGUGAGGUCGCGGAUGGACUUGUGCGCAAUCUUACGACGCGUAGUAGUACAGUGGUGUGAUACGAUUCUGCUUGCCGGCCGACGAUCGACAAUCGAGCGACGUAUCUCGAGCGCGAGUAUCUUCGAGCGACCCCGUCAAUCCGAGACAUGAUCUCGUUUCUCAACUGACCGAGAGGGCCGGAGAGAAGAAAAAAUCAGGAUCAGGAUGAUGAACGCGUUCCUGGACGGCGUGUCCUCGCAUCCGCACCACCUCGCCAACCUCGGCAUCAAGCUGUCGCCCAGCGGUGGCGGCGGCACCGCUGGAUCAACGGACGCCGGCACAGGUGUCCAACCGGCACCGGGCGACGCCCCGUCCCAACAGCACCACCACUUCCACCCCCAAGGAUAUCCCCCUCACCACCCCCAUCCGGCGUCCCACAUGGCGCCCCACAUGGGCCACCACAUGAGCCAUCAUCCCGGCUACGCGGCCCGCGACUUCCUCCUGCGCCGCGAGCACGAGUUCAACGCGACCGCGAAUCCAACCACGCCCGAGAGCGGGCUCGGACUGUUCACGCCGCUCCACCACGACGGGACGGCGGCCACCAUGCAGCAAUUCUCCCAUCAUCCGAGCCAGCAUCCCCUGGCGGCCGGCCACUAUCCCGGCCACUAUCCCCAGGACUCGAGGCUACCCCCUCACCACCAGUACCUGGCCGCCCCCCAUUUGACGCCGGCCUCGAUCCACCACCAGCAGCACUCGGCCGUCACCCAUCCGAGCCAUCAUCCCCACGGCGCGUUCCUCAGGUACAUGAGGAGCAACGGGAGCGGAGGUGGCGGCGGCGGCGGCGGCGGGGCCGGCGGGGCCGGUGGGAUCGGCGGCGGCCAGAGGCAAGAGAUGUCCUGCAUGUGGGUCGACCAGGACGCGCCCGGUCCCGGAAGGAAGCUUUGCGGCAAACUCUUCAACUCCCUCCACGACAUCGUGACGCAUCUCACCGUGGAGCACGUGGGCGGUCCCGAGUGCACCACGCACGCGUGCUUCUGGCAGGGAUGCUCGCGUAACGGCAGGGCCUUCAAGGCCAAGUACAAGCUCGUCAAUCACAUAAGGGUGCACACCGGCGAGAAACCCUUCCCCUGCCCGUUCCCCGGAUGCGGCAAAGUCUUCGCGAGAUCCGAGAACUUGAAAAUUCACAAGAGGACGCACACCGGCGAGAAACCGUUCAAGUGUGAAUACUCAGGCUGCGAGAGGCGGUUCGCGAACAGCAGCGACCGCAAGAAGCACAGUCACGUCCACACGUCCGACAAGCCUUACAAUUGUCGAGUUUCCGGCUGCGACAAGUCGUAUACCCAUCCUAGCUCGUUGCGCAAACAUAUGAAGGUGCACGGCAUGACCCUGGGCGAGGGCAAGAUAGGAGGGGGUUACGAGAGCGAGGGUGAAGAGAGCAGCAGCAGCGGGGGUAGCUUGUCCGUGACCGGGCACACCGAGUCGCCGCAGCCGCCCCCGGUCGUCCCGACAACCACCACGACCAACCCACCGUCGAGCCAUCCCUCGACCAGGGGCCCAGAGUUGACGGAGUGGUACGUCUGUCAGCCGCCAACGGUCGGUCCCCAGCACAGCCCGUUGCCGGGUCCACCGCCUCCCCAUCACCUCGGCGCGCAUCACUUCAACCCGCUGAUGCAUCACCAAGCGACCGCUUACUAGUUCCCUCCGCCGCCGAGGAAAUCGAGGAAUCGAGGGAUCGAGAAAUCGAGGAAGCCGAGGAAACCGAGGAAGCCGAGGAAGCCGAGGAAACCGAGGAAGCCGAGGAAACCGAGAAAAUCGAGAAAUCGAGAAAUCGAG